This is a messenger RNA of Striga hermonthica, 1920 nucleotides long. The record is from the annotation of a GenBank genome assembly. Lineage: Eukaryota; Viridiplantae; Streptophyta; Magnoliopsida; Lamiales; Orobanchaceae.
AUGGCGCGCCGAGUGGGUCCUUUGUUUCUGCCAGCAACACAGGCAAGUUCAGGCUUUUCGAUGGGUGUCCAGGGUUCAAUCUCCGGGUACACGACUACUGUGACCAUGGGCGUUCAGGCUCUAGGUGCAGGGCUCGGGGCGGUCGUCUGUAUGUAUCGGGGGCUUGGUACAGACGGCGGGAUGGCCUCCACCGUCCGAUCUUUCUGUGUCUUCAUCUUCUUCUUCUACACCGCGUUCCUCGUGACUGUUGCUUUCGGCAAGUAUGAAGCUGGUGAGACGGUCACUCUGUGGGUGAACAAGGUUGGUCCUUAUAAUAAUCCCCAAGAGACCUACAAUUACUACAGUCUUCCAUUUUGCCACGCACCUGGCAACCCUGCUCACAAAUGGGGUGGGCUCGGUGAGGUUCUUGGAGGGAACGAGCUCAUCGAUAGCCAGAUCGAAAUAAAAUUCAAGAGAGAUGUGGAGAAGACUACGAUUUGUGAAAUUGAACUUGAUGCAGCAAAAGCUAAGCAGUUUAAGGAUGCAAUUGAUAAUUCAUACUGGUUUGAAUUUUUUAUGGGUUUUGUUGGUGAGGUUCUUCCUGAUAGAAACCGUGAUACUAAGCAUGUGCUAUGGACACACAAGAAUCUUGUUAUCAAUUACAAUGGGAACCAGAUUAUUCAUGUCAAUCUCACUCAAGAUAACCCUAAGCCACUUGAAGAGGGACGAGCGCUCGAUAUGACAUACUCCGUCAAAUGGGUUCCAACGAACAUUACAUUUGCACGCCGUUUUGAUGUUUAUUUGGAUUACCCGUUUUUUGAGCACCAGAUCCACUGGUUUUCUGUCUUUAAUUCUUUCAUGAUGGUAAUUUUCCUUACUGGAUUGGUGUCAAUGAUAUUAAUGCGAACUCUGCGCAAUGACUAUGCCAAAUAUGCCCGGGAAGAUGAUGAUCUCGAGACUCUGGAACGGGAUGUAAGUGAAGAAUCUGGUUGGAAACUUGUUCAUGGUGAUGUGUUCCGGCCUCCCCAUAAUCUGGCUCUGCUAUCUGCAGUUGUUGGCACUGGCGCUCAGCUGGCCACACUUGUUUUGCUCGUCAUCAUUUUAGCAAUUGUGGGAAUGCUUUACAUAGGGAGAGGAGCAAUUGUCACCACCUUCAUCGUAUGCUAUGCUUUUACCUCAUUUAUUGCUGGUUAUGUCAGCGGUGGCAUGUAUUCCCGCAAUGGUGGUAAGAAAUGGAUUAAGUCAAUGAUCCUCACGGCCUCACUCUUCCCAUUCUUGUGCUUUGGAAUUGGCUUCAUCCUCAACACAGUUGCUAUAUUUUAUGGUUCCCUGGCCGCCAUCCCAUUUGGUACAAUGGUGGUUGUUUUUGUCAUAUGGGCCUUUAUUUCAUUCCCCUUGGCUCUUCUGGGCACCGUUGUGGGAAGAAACUGGAGUGGCACCCCAAACAAUCCUUGCCGAGUGAAGACUAUCCCUCGCCCAAUUCCGGAGAAGAAAUGGUACCUGACACCAUCCGUUAUAUCUCUCAUGGGGGGUCUGCUUCCUUUUGGAAGCAUCUUUAUCGAGAUGUAUUUUGUCUUCACCUCCUUCUGGAAUUACAAGGUUUACUAUGUGUACGGCUUCAUGCUUCUCGUGUUUGUGAUUCUGAUCAUUGUCACCGUUUGCGUGACAAUUGUGGGCACAUAUUUCUUGUUGAAUGCCGAGAACUACCAUUGGCAGUGGACUUCGUUUUUCUCCGCUGCCUCAACUGCUCUAUACGUAUACUUCUAUUCGGUAUAUUACUACCAUGUCAAGACCAAGAUGUCGGGCUUCUUCCAGACCAGCUUCUAUUUUGGAUACACUUUGAUGUUCUGUCUUGGUCUUGGAAUACUAUGUGGUGCGGUUGGAUUUUUGGGAUCCAACUUGUUUGUCAGGAGAAUUUACAAGAACAUCAAGUGUGACUAG